Messenger RNA from Phragmites australis (common reed), 2169 nucleotides. Its product is annotated as COBRA-like protein 10. Bases 130 to 2169 code for a protein of 679 amino acids. Gene Ontology annotation, cellular component: membrane. The transcript has 2 exons. The record is from RefSeq and is a predicted model, not a curated record. Gene Ontology annotation, biological process: cellulose microfibril organization. Lineage: Eukaryota; Viridiplantae; Streptophyta; Magnoliopsida; Poales; Poaceae.
UGCUUUCCCACCACGCUUGGCUCCCCCCUCGAUCGAUCGAGCGGGCCCUGUUCUUGCCUCGACGAUCGCUCGCUCAAACACUUGCUAGAUCGAUCGGCACCAUUGUUGCUGCCGAACCGAUCGGGUCAGAUGAUUAAGGCAGCGCCGAUGGCGCCUCGACGGCGGUGGACGUUCUUGGUGGUUAUGUUUGCUGUUGCCACCGCCGCGGUGGCGCAGGAUUACAACAAUGGAGGAGGAGGAGGAGGUGGCGGUGGUGACGGCGAGGCUGAGGAGGAUAAGCCGCAGUUCAAGGCGCAGGAGGCGUGCAACGGCGCGUUCCUGACGUACACGUUCAUGGAGCGCACCAAGGAGUUCCCGCGGCUGAAGAACGCGACGGCGCAGGCGUACGCGUUCAAGGCGGAGGCGACGGUGCUCAACACCAUGUCCGAGGAUCUCAAGGCGUGGCAGAUGUUCGUGGGCUUCCAGCACAAGGAGAUCCUCGUGUCCGUCGGCGGCGCCGUGCUCCUGGACGGCACCGAGUUCCCCGCCAACGUCUCCGGUGGCGCCACCUUCGCGGGCUACCCGAUGGCCGACCUCCUCAAUUCCAUCGAGACCGCCGGCGACCUUACACUGAUCGAGAACAAGAUCGAGAUCACUGGCACCCAGUUCGGCGUCAAGCCCCCCGGCGUGCCCAUGCCCAAGACCAUCAAGCUCGGCAACCCAGGCUUCCGUUGCCCCGCCCCCACCCACAAAGAUAGCGUGAUGUACGUGUGCUGCGUGAAGGACCCCAAAUUCAAGGCGAAGAAGGCGAACAGCACGCGGUACCUGCCGCGGCAGAAGGCCGACCUGACCUUCGCCUACGACGUGCUGCAGGCGAAUGGCAACAACUACCUGGUGCAGGUGACCAUGGACAACUGGAGCCCCAUCAGCCGGCUCGACAACUGGAACCUCACUUGGGAGUGGAAGCGCGGCGAGUUCAUCUACAACAUGCGCGGCGCCUAUACGCUCAAGAAGGAAGGCCCGGCCUGCGUCUACAGCCCCGCCGCGGGCUACUACAAAGACUUCGACUUCACCCCCGUCUACAGCUGCGAGAAGCGGCCCGUCAUCGUGGACCUGCCACCGGAGCGGGAGAAGGACAAGGACGUCGGCAACAUCCCCUUCUGCUGCAAGAACGGCACCCUGCUGCCGCCGACCAUGGACGAGUCCAAGUCGCGGGCCGUGUUCCAGAUGCAGGUGUACAAGAUGCCGCCGGACCUCAACCGCACGGCGCUGUACCCGCCGCAGAACUGGAAGAUCUCCGGCAAGCUCAACCCGCAAUACGUCUGCGGGCAGCCCAUCCGGGUGAGCCCCCAGGAAUUCCCCGACCCGUCGGGGCUCAUGUCGACCACCCCUGCCGUGGCGUCGUGGCAGGUGGCGUGCAACAUCACGCGGCCCAAGAAGGGCGCGGCCAAGUGCUGUGUCUCCUUCUCGGCCUACUACAACGACUCCGUGGUGCCGUGCAACACAUGCGCCUGCGGCUGCGGCAACGACACCGCGACGUGCGACCCGGACGCGCGCGCCAUCUUGCUACCGUCGGAGGCGCUGCUCCUCCCGUUCGACAACCGGACGGCCAAGGCCAGGGCGUGGGCCAAGAUCAAGCACUGGCGCGUCCCCAACCCCAUGCCCUGCGGCGACAACUGCGGCGUCAGCAUCAACUGGCACGUCAUGAACAACUACAAGUCUGGCUGGUCGGUGCGCAUCACCAUCUUCAACUGGCAGGACUACACCUUCAAGGACUGGUUCGCCGCGGUCACCAUGGGCAACCACUACAGUGGCUACGAGAACGUCUACUCCUUCAACGGCACCAGGAUGGGCGCGCCCUUCAACAACACCAUCUUCAUGCAGGGCCUGCCGGGGCUCACCUACCUCGAGCCGAUCACCGACGGGAAGACGCCGGCGGACCCCCGGCUGCCCGGGAAGCAGCAGUCCGUCAUCUCCUUCAAGAAGAAGGACGCGCCCAACAUCAACAUUCCCAAAGGGGAAGGGUUCCCCAAGAGGCUGUACUUCGACGGCGAGGAGUGCGCGCUCCCUGAGAGGAUACCAAAAGCGUCGAGCGCGCACCGGCGGGCCGGGAUGGCGGGUCUCGGGAAUGUUGCCAUGGCGGCGGCGCUAGUCAUAAUUGUGGCGCUUGUGGACUCCUUAUGCUUAUGA